UUUCCCGGUUGUCGGAGGUGUGUCCCGGCGCAUUCCCGGUGUGUCCUCCCCGCCCUGGCGGGGACCGACUGCUUCUUCCUGGGCUGUCCCCGGGCAGCCCCCACCGCUCCCGCCCCGACCCUGUCUCGGGGCCGCCAUGCCGGCGGCGGCCGCCCCCCUCAUCAGCUCCGUGCAGAAGCUGGUGCUGUACGAGACCAGGGCUCGGUAUUUUCUAGUUGGAAGUAAUCCUGCGGAAACCAAGUACCGUGUUUUGAAAAUAGAUCGCACUGAACCAAAGGAUUUGGUUAUAAUUGACGAUAAGCAUGUGUAUACACAACAAGAGGUGAGGGAACUUCUUGGACGUUUAGACCUGGGAAACAGAACAAAGAUUGGGCAGAAGGGCUCUUCUGGGUUAUCUCGAGCUGUCUCUGCUUUUGGUAUAGUAGGUUUUGUCCGUUUUUUAGAAGGCUACUACAUCGUGUUGAUAACAAAAAGAAGAAAAAUGGCAGAUAUUGGAGGUCAUGCAAUAUAUAAAAUAGAAGAUACAAAUAUGAUCUAUAUUCCAAACGACUCUGUAAGAGUCACUCAUCCUGAUGAGGCCAGGUAUUUGAGAAUCUUUCAAAAUGUGGACCUUUCUAGCAACUUCUAUUUUAGUUACAGCUAUGAUCUAUCUCACUCCCUUCAGUAUAAUCUUACUAUCCUGAGAAUGCCACUUGAGACAUUAAAAACUGAAACAACCCAGACCCGGCAAGAGAGUUUUGAUAUAUUUGAAGAUGAAGGACUUUCAACACAGGGGGGAAGUGGUGUAUUUGGGAUUUGCAGUAAGCCUUACGAAAAGUAUGUCUGGAAUGGCAAGCUUCUGGAAGCAGUAAGAAAUACUAUUCAUCGUGACUGGCUGCUGUAUAUUAUUCAUGGAUUCUGUGGGCAAUCAAAACUGUUAAUAUAUGGUCGCCCUAUAUAUGUCACUCUGAUAGCCAGAAGAUCAAGCAAAUUUGCUGGAACACGCUUUCUGAAACGAGGAUCAAACUCUGAGGGAGAUGUUGCUAAUGAAGUGGAGACUGAACAAAUACUUUAUGAUGCUUCAGUUAUGUCAUUUUCUGCGGGGAGUUAUUCUUCUUAUGUUCAGGUUCGAGGAUCUGUCCCUCUGUACUGGUCUCAAGAUAUUUCAACUAUGAUGCCUAAGCCACCCAUAACAUUGGACCAAGCAGAUCCUUUUGCACAUGUUGCUGCUCUUCACUUUGAUCAAAUGCUUCAGAGAUUUGGCUCUCCUAUUAUUAUAUUGAAUCUUGUGAAGGAACGUGAAAAAAGAAAGCACGAAAGGAUUCUCAGUGAAGAACUUGUUGCUGCUGUGUCGUAUCUCAACCAGUUUCUACCCCCAGAGCAUGCAAUUAUAUAUAUACCCUGGGAUAUGGCCAAAUACACAAAAAGCAAACUUUGCAAUGUCCUUGACAGACUAAAUGUGAUUGCAGAAAAUGUCGUAAAGAAGACUGGAUUUUUUGUAAAUCGUCCUGAUUCCUACUGCAGUAUCUUGCGUCCGGAUGAGAAGUGGAAUGAACUGGGAGGUUGUGUUGUUUCCACUGGUCGCUUGCAGACUGGAGUUCUCCGGACCAAUUGUGUGGACUGUUUAGAUCGCACUAACACAGCCCAGUUUAUGGUUGGGAAAUGUGCUUUGGCAUACCAACUCUAUUCAUUGGGAUUGAUUGAUAAACCAAAUUUACAAUUUGAUACAGAUGCUGUAAGAUUAUUUGAAGAAUUAUACGAAGAUCACGGAGACACACUUUCUCUGCAAUAUGGAGGCUCUCAGCUUGUGCACAGAGUAAAAACAUAUAGAAAGAUAGCUCCAUGGACUCAGCAUUCCAAAGAUAUUAUGCAAACGCUCUCAAGAUAUUACAGUAAUGCUUUCUCAGAUGCAGACAGGCAAGAUUCUAUCAAUCUCUUUCUGGGAGUAUUCAAGCCUUCAGAAGGAAAACCACAUCUCUGGGAACUUCCUACUGAUUUUUAUUUGCAUCACAAGAACACCCUCAGUCUGUCACAGACCAGGCAAAGCUAUACUUACUGGUGGACCACGGGUGUGCUGAAGCAUUUACCUCUUCCUUUCGAUGAAGUGACAAGUGCUGAAAACAGACGCAAGUUGACAGUGAAGAAGUUCCACAAAUAUGAAGAGGAAAUCGAUAUCCACAAUGAGUUUUUUAGGCCGUAUGAGUUGAGCAGUUUUGAUGAGACCUUUUGCUUGGCAAUGACCAAUUCUGCACGAGAUUUUAUGCCUAAGAACGUGGGAAUUGAUCCCAGUCCAUUUACUGUUCGUAAACCUGAUGAAACUGGAAAAUCUGUAUUGGGGAACAAAAAUAAUAGAGAAGAAACCGUGCUGCAGCGCAAAACAGCUGCUAGUGCUCCUCCACCCCCAAGUGAGGAAGCAGUCUCAAGUAGUUCUGAAGAUGAUUCUGGGACAGAUAAAGAAGAUGAGGGUGCUGUUUCUCAGCGUUCAACUCCAGUAAAGGUGACUGAUACAGGAGACAAUACAAAAAUCACAGAGAAUGUAGAGCAAUCAACAAAAGAUGUGUAUGGAGUCAUUCUUUCAGAUAUUCCUUCAGAAGAUGAUCUCGCAAUAUAUACUAGGUUUGUUCAGCUUGGACAGAGUCAGCAUAAGCAAGACAAGGGCAGCCAGCAAUUUUCCUCAAAACACCACUUGGAUGGGGUUAUAAAUUUAAUACCAAUCUCCUCCUUUUCUCAAGACAAUAUUUACGAAGUCCAGCCUCCAAGAGCUGAUAGGAAAUCAAUAGAGAUUUUUCAUGCGCACAUUCAGGCUGGAAGAGGAAACAUGCAGCCCCUGGGAAAAGAUGACUUCCUCAUGUACAGAGAGUACAUUCGGAACAGAUACAUGUAAAUCUAAGCUGGAUUCUCCCACCAAGUCUACUGUACUGAUAGGUCAUAAGAAUAAUUUUAGAAAGGAGAUCAAGAUUUGUUCUUUUGCAGUAGUGAGUUUAUUAUCUGACUUUUCUAUUUAUUAUUCUUUACUGUUAUCCAUUUAUUAUGUAUUGUGCUUUGGGGAAAAAAGUGGUAUAAUAUUUAACUGUAAGAGAAAGUGCAUUUUAAGAGAUUAAGUGAAUAAUCAGAGCACUUACAGUCACUGAAGAGCAUGUAGCAAUUUAUGGCAAAGAAAAUAUUAUAUCUCUAGUUUUUAUAUUAAUUUUAUUACAUUGUUACGUUUGCUAAUAGAACAGAAAUGAUUUGUACACAAGAAUCAGAAGAGAGUAGUUUUCUUCCUCCUUGUUCUAUGACAACAAACAAUCUUUUAUUACAGCACAAUGUUUUCUGAUAUUUCUUGAGAUUUUUAGUAGUGAGUGGUGGAAUGACUGCUUUUAAUUUGCUGCUGCCUUAAGCAAAAGUGAAAAAUAUUUGGCUGAUGUCAAAAUCAAUAUUUGCAUCAAGACUAAUAAACUUUGUAACCCUAAUAUGGGUCAAAAAUAAUCUCUCUGGUUCUAUAGCUACAGAAUCUGGGCCACAUGCAGGGUGAAGAUGAUUUGUGACUAAUUAUCACAGACUUCAAGUUGAAGUCUGAGGUGAACCAUAUCCUGACUGCAUCUCCAAAUGAAGGAAUGCUCUCCACUUUACUGGGUUUGGACUCUCAGAGGAUGCAAAACCAUCCUGUCAUUUUUCUGUAUGACAGAAAUUGUCAUUUUUGCAGCACACUCUUUCCAUCCCUGUAUUUGUGCUCCUGUGAGAUGCCUUCAGGUUCAAGCCUACAGCCUUCCAGGAAAUAGACUCAUUUGGGCUUGUAAGUAAAACACUUCUCAAGUAAAAAAAAAAGAGAGGGGAGGAGCCUACUAUUUGCAACUGCAAGCUAAAAUUCCCAGCACUUUCUAGCCCUUUGCCUUGAACAACACUGACAGUAUCAGCAGCAUUCCUGACAAACCAGUGUUAUUCCAACAGCUUGUACAGACCAUAUUUCAGAAUUUUCUGGAGUAGCAGAAUAACUGUUUUAGGGAUGUAGCCAACUGCCUGUAGCAGAUGUAGCAAACAUGUUUGUUGUGUUCAUAGUAAAUUGCUUUUCAGGCAGCUGUUGUAGAUUCUUGGCUGCAUGCUGCAAACAUGUUCUGAAUAUGUUUGAAUAUUUUAUGCAGUAAGUUGCACCUCUGUCAGUGAUUCAAUGUAAGAAAAGAUGCAGUGGAUAAAGGGAAAAAAAGUUUCUUGUGAUAGAAGUUUGGGUGUUUCAGGGAAUGACUUGUGUGCAGUCAGUGAGAGAACACAGUACCUUGAGCUACCAAGGCAUUUUGGUGUACAUCCUCUUUUGUUAAUUGAUUAAUAAUACUUUGAGACAAAUUGUUGUAUUUUUGAGAUACAAGAAUGAAAUGUCACUUUAGAUACUACUUGAUUGCACCUGUCAAUGUGUUUUUUCUCUGGAAAAAAAACCUGUACUGAAUUCUUUUGUCCAGUGUGAAAAUAAUUUGAAGGAAUAAAUGCCUGCUUUGCAAAAAUGUA
This is a messenger RNA of Myiozetetes cayanensis, 4458 nucleotides long. It is a transcript of the gene FIG4, whose product is annotated as FIG4 phosphoinositide 5-phosphatase. NCBI's taxonomy places the organism in Eukaryota, Metazoa, Chordata, Aves, Passeriformes, Tyrannidae. Bases 137 to 2863 code for a protein of 908 amino acids. The transcript has 23 exons. Gene Ontology annotation, biological process: phosphatidylinositol dephosphorylation. The record is from RefSeq and is a predicted model, not a curated record. Gene Ontology annotation, molecular function: phosphatidylinositol-3,5-bisphosphate 5-phosphatase activity. Gene Ontology annotation, cellular component: intracellular membrane-bounded organelle.